AAAGGAACCGCAACCAAAUCUCCCCGACUCGUCAUCACCGGCCUUUUGUAACCUCCGACUAUUCUCACCACUAGCUUGUGUCGUCCAUUCGAUCGCUGAAUAUACCUCUUGGAUGAGGUAGCACUUUGCUGUUCUCGACAACUGUAUCAGCAGAACCCCAAGCAAAGGGGUUCGGACGCGAACGACACGUCCAUUCGCCUACCUUCUAAACUAACCAGGUAGCGACCUGAACAAUUCGUCAGUCAAUUUGCGAGUUUAGUCUACGAUAUCGGGAUUUUCAUGAAUAUGGACGUCAUUCCAUCAACUACACCGGAGGAAGCCGUGCGCACGUCCGCGAAGAGGACUGCUGAGCUUUUCGGCACGGACUAUCUUAUGGUCACACCCUCGACUGGAGAUGGAUCGAUUGGUCUUUCCUACAGACGUAAAGCGGAAUAUGAAGAUGUGAAGGAACUCCCGCCAGUGUUAGCAGAGAAGCAAGUCAAGGCAGUGGCUGGGCGCUCAAAGCGUCCCAAAAUUCAGAAUCAGGCGAAAGCGUCGUCCGCGGAUGGCAGCGGUGCCUCAAUGGCCCUGGUGAAGAAGGCGGCCGGCCCAGCUGGUGGUGGUGUUGGCGGUGAGGACCAGCCCAAGAGUCUGAUUCAACGACCUUCCGCGACGCGACAGCAGAGACCCGACUGGCAUGCGCCAUGGAAGCUGAUGAGAGUGAUCUCGGGACAUUUGGGAUGGGUGCGAAGUCUGGCGGUGGAGCCGAACAACGAGUGGUUUGCUAGUGGUGCUGGUGAUCGGACGAUUAAAAUUUGGAAUUUGGCGACGGGUGCUCUGCGCCUGACCCUUACGGGCCAUAUCUCUACUGUUCGUGGACUAGCUGUGUCCCCUCGGCAUCCAUAUCUUUUCUCGUGCGGAGAGGACAAGAUGGUCAAAUGUUGGGAUCUGGAAACUAAUAAGGUUAUUCGACACUAUCAUGGUCAUCUCAGUGGUGUGUAUACCCUUGCUCUACACCCUCGCCUCGACCUGCUGGUGACUGGUGGCCGUGAUGGUGUCGCUCGAGUCUGGGAUAUGCGGACGAGAAGUAAUGUCCACGUUUUGGCCGGCCACAAAGGAACUGUUGCCGACGUUAAAUGCCAGGAAGCUGACCCACAAGUUAUUACUGGUUCACUGGACGCCACCGUUCGUCUCUGGGAUCUUGCGGCUGGAAAGACAAUGGGCGUCUUGACCCACCACAAGAAAGGUGUCCGAAGUCUUGCCGUCCAUCCUCGGGAGUUCACAUUCGCUAGUGCCAGCACCGGAAGCAUUAAGCAAUGGAAGUGCCCAGAGGGUGACUUUAUGCAGAACUUCGAAGGCCACAAUGCCGUCAUCAAUUCCCUUGCCGUCAAUGAAGACAAUGUUAUGUUCUCCGGUGGCGAUAACGGCUCCAUGUCCUUCUGGGACUGGAAGACCGGAUACCGCUUCCAGUCGAUCGAUACCAUGGCCCAGCCCGGUUCCCUCGAGGCCGAGGCAGGUAUCAUGGCCUCUACUUUCGACCGGACUGGCUUGCGUCUGAUCACUGGUGAGGCAGAUAAGACUAUCAAAAUCUGGAAGCCCGAUGAUGAGGCUACACCUGAGUCACACCCCGUAACUUGGGCUCCCACUCUUGGCAGACAAAGAUAUUAGGUUGUUGUUAUUGUUAGACGUCUGUCAUCUUUAUACCCUUCAUUGGUCUGGGUCUGAAUACAAGAAUCGGGCAUGUUCACUUCACGCACUUAUGGAGUUUAGCGUUCGAGACGUACUGUUUGUUUAUGACUACAAAUACUGGGAUUUGUUAUGGAUUAUAAAAGGAUUUUUCUCUUGUUGUAUCAUAAUAAGCUUAAAC
Messenger RNA from Aspergillus alliaceus, 1846 nucleotides. RefSeq names its product WD40 repeat domain-containing protein. The transcript has a single exon. Gene Ontology annotation, biological process: mRNA splicing, via spliceosome. The record is from RefSeq and is a predicted model, not a curated record. Bases 280 to 1647 code for a protein of 455 amino acids. Gene Ontology annotation, cellular component: precatalytic spliceosome; Prp19 complex; catalytic step 2 spliceosome. NCBI's taxonomy places the organism in Eukaryota, Fungi, Ascomycota, Eurotiomycetes, Eurotiales, Aspergillaceae. Gene Ontology annotation, molecular function: protein binding.